GUGCUGGCACUGAAAUUAAAAGGCACUGGAAAAUGAACACUGAAUGCUGACACGAAAUCCAGGAUAAUGUUGACCUUACCCUUCGAAGACCCUGCGAUGAUGCCGGAGACACAGUUUAAUGCGGAUUUCCCUCGAGACUGCAUUGAAGAAAUCAAGGUGAGAAAACAAGACCCUUUCAUAAAAGUGGAAACCAUUUCCAGCUCAGAGAACAAAAUUACUCAGGAGGAAGAGUCGGAGAAAGACGAGGACGAGCGGGAAGAAGGCCAAGACGAGAACGGCUUGCCCAGAAGGAGAGGACCGCGCAGAAAGAAGAUGACUCAAGCGCGGAUUGACAGGGUUAAACUGCGACGCAUAGAGGCCAACGCGAGGGAGCGGAGCAGAAUGCACGGUCUGAACAAUGCUCUAGACAGUCUUCGCAAGGUGGUUCCCUGCUACUCCAAAACGCAGAAGUUGUCCAAAAUCGAGACCCUGCGGCUGGCGAAGAACUAUAUAUGGGCUCUGUCGGAAAUUCUUAGCACCGGCAAGCGACCUGAUCUGUUGACCUUCGUGCAAACGCUGUGCAAAGGAUUGUCACAACCCACCACCAAUUUAGUGGCGGGGUGUCUGCAACUGAACGCCAGAAAUUUCAUCGCAGAUCACAGCGGGGAAGCGCCCUUCGCUGGCAGGUCUCCUUACGACGCGGUGUACCCGCCGUACCACAGUCCUGAGAUGGGCACGCCUACGGGCCACGGUGGCGGCGGCGGCAGCGUGGACAGCGCCAAACCCUACAAGCCGUACAGCUACUGCAGCGUCUACGAGUCCUUCUACGAGAGCGCUUCCCCGGAGUGCACCAGUCCUCAAUUCGAGGGUCCCCUCAGUCCUCCGAUUAACUUUAACGGGAUCUUUUCCCUCAAACACGAGGACCCGGCAGAGUAUGGUAAGACGUGCCACUACGGCAUGCGCUACUGCGCGAUGCCGGCACGCGGUUCUCUCGGCCACAGCUCGAUGUUCAGGGGAUCUUCCGACAUCCAUUUCCCAUAUGACAUACAUUUGCGCAGCCAGUCCUACGCCGUGCAGGACGAAUUAAACACAGCUUUUCAUAAUUAA
Molecule: messenger RNA, 1086 nt
Organism: Megalops cyprinoides (Indo-Pacific tarpon)
Lineage: Eukaryota; Metazoa; Chordata; Actinopteri; Elopiformes; Megalopidae
Gene: neurod6a
Product: neuronal differentiation 6a
Exons: 2
Coding region: 67-1086 (339 amino acids)
Biological process (GO): nervous system development; regulation of DNA-templated transcription
Molecular function (GO): protein dimerization activity
Source: RefSeq, a predicted model, not a curated record